AUGUAUCACCUGAAGGUGCCUGUGCUUCUUCUCAUGCUGCUUGUGUUGCUGCACUGUGUCACCACUGCCCCAAGCAACAGGUACUUCAGUCCCAGCUCAUCCAGCGAGCAGGAAAGUGCUCUCUUAGACAGCGAGGGCUGGUUAGCACCCGGGCUAGUCUCUAACCCAUUCCUCAACCUCAUGGGUACACGGCUGCAACGGGGGCUCACACCUAUGGACAGCCACAACAUACAGAAGAGAAAGUGCAACACAGCCACCUGUGUCACCCAAAGGCUAGCAGACUUCUUGGUCCGCUCCAGUAACACUAUUGGUACUGUCUACGCACCGACCAACGUGGGAUCUGCCACCUACGGCAAGAGGGACCUACUGCAGCCUUCCAGCUAUCUGCCUCUCUAG
This is a messenger RNA of Seriola dumerili (greater amberjack), 396 nucleotides long. RefSeq names its product islet amyloid polypeptide (gene iapp). The record is from RefSeq and is a predicted model, not a curated record. The transcript is spliced from 3 exons. Lineage: Eukaryota; Metazoa; Chordata; Actinopteri; Carangiformes; Carangidae. Bases 1 to 396 code for a protein of 131 amino acids. Gene Ontology annotation, cellular component: extracellular region. Gene Ontology annotation, molecular function: hormone activity.